Molecule: messenger RNA, 2022 nt
Organism: Choloepus didactylus (southern two-toed sloth)
Lineage: Eukaryota; Metazoa; Chordata; Mammalia; Pilosa; Megalonychidae
Product: nuclear receptor coactivator 4-like
Biological process (GO): intracellular iron ion homeostasis; response to hormone
Molecular function (GO): transcription coactivator activity
Source: RefSeq, a predicted model, not a curated record
AGAAAUAUCCCAAGGAACAGUGAGCAGGAUGAGUACACCCCAGGACCAGAGUGGCUGCUCCGGUAACAGAGAACCCCUUCUGAGGUGUUGUGAUGCACGGAGGGAACUGGAGCUUGCCAUUGGUGGAGUUCUCCCCGCCCAACAGCAAAUUAAAGAUAACUCGUUAGAGGUCAAAGCUCAGAUUCACAGCUGCAUAAGCCGUCACCUGGAAUGCCUUCCAAGCCGUGAAAUGUCGUAUGAACAGGUAGAUCUCAUCUGUCAGCUUAAAGAGGAGACACUUCAGCAGCAAGCCCAACAGCUCUACUGGCUAUUGGGCCAGUUCAAUUGUCUUAUUCAUCAUCUGGAGCGCACCCAAAACAAAGAGCUAGCCAAGCAAGUCUCUGUGUGUCUGGAGAGACUGGGCAGUUUGACAGUCAAACCCGAAGAUUCCACUGUCCUGCUCUUUGACACAGAUACAACUGCUCUGCGCCAGACCAUCACCAUGUCUGGGUCCCUCAAGACCAUCCAAAUCCCUGAGCACCUGAUGACUCAUGCUGGUUCAUCAAAUAUCGGGCCCUUCCUGGAGAAAAGAGGUUAUAUCCCAGUGCCAGAACAGAAGUCAUCAUCCAGCACCACAGCUGUCCCCCUUGGCGAUUGGCUCCUCGGAAGCAAACCCACAAAUGGUCACCAGGCUCCUCACGUGCCCAGCACCAACCCCCCAGACUGGCUCUCCCCGCAGCAGACCUUGGAGAAUAGUCAAACUGCCCCCAGAGCCUGCAAUUUCAGUAAUGUCUGGGGCAACCUAAAGGGCUUGGAAAACUGGCUCAAGAGUCAGCAGCAAGAAGUUCCUGAAAAACCAAGUAACCAAAAGUGUAACAGCUAUUCUACUGCCAGUUCUUUCUCCACUGAAGUUGAAAACGUCAGCAACCUAGAGCUUCUUGAUGAAGAUGAGACGGACCUUUCUGAUUGGCUGGUGACUCCCCAGAAACCCUGUAAGCUGGAGAAGCUGGAGAGUGGUAGCUGUGAAACCAGUGAGAAGUUUAAGUUCUUGUUCCAGAUUUUCCAGGAGUCCUAUAGUGUGAGUGAUUGGCUUGUCAAGCCUGACUCCUGUUCCAAUUGUCAGGGCAACCAGCCCAAAGGUGUGGAGAUUGAAAACCUGGGCAAUCUGAAGUGCCUGAAUGACCACUUAGAGCCCAAGAAACUGCUAUCCACCCCCAGCAAGAUUACUGAGGAUUGGCUUGUCCAGACACAUCCAGAACCAUAUAAAGUAGAGGAGGUAUGCAAAGCCAAUGAGCCCUGCACAAAUUUUUCAGUAUGUGCGUGUGAUGAGAAUUGUCAGAAGGAAGCUCUGUGUAAGUGGCUUCUGAAGAAAGAAGGAAUGGAUAAAAAUGGGAUGCCAGUGGAUCCAAAACCUGAGCCUGAGAAGCUUAAAGAUUCCCUGAAUAUGCAGCUCUGUCCUUCCAGAAAAGAGGCAACAAAACAGGCUAAGGCACCAAAGGCAAUGGAACCUUUUAGAAUUGCUGAUUCUUUUCAAAUCAUAAGGAACAGUCCCUUGUCAGAAUGGCUCAUCAGAUCUUCUUGCAAAGAAGGAAGUCUCAAGGAAGUGCCUAGUACCCAGGACAGAGCUGCCCAGGAAUGGUAUUCCCAGGCAAACAAAUGUGUGAGCUCCACAGCUGCUUCCUGGUAUCCUUUUAAUACUGCUGACUGGGUCUUGCCAGGAAAGAAUACAGGAAAUUUCAGCCAGUUCUCCUCUGGAGAAGACAAGUGGCUACUUCAAAAGAAGGCCCAGGAAGUAUCUUCUUCCCUACAGGAGGAAUGUAAAUUUCCCCCAGAUUGUUAUGGCCUCCCAGCAGUUUGUGAUCUCUUUGCCUGUAUGCAGCUUAAAGUUGAUAAAGAAAAGUGGUUGUAUCGGACUCCACUACAGAUGUGAAGAAUGGAAUACUAAGAGUUGAGCAACUUUCCUACAGAUUAUUGCACAUCCAUGAGCUGAGUGGCUGCGGCUUGCCAAAUCAAUGUUUCUGGGUUUGACCAGCUUCCUUCCUU